AUGUCUAUAGAAGAUGGAAAACAACACGUUAUUCAGCCAAGAAUCGCCAACCCUGCGCCGCUUGGACUCUCCGCUUUCGCAUUGACUACAUUCGUAUUAUCCGUCAAUAACUCCGGCUCACCAAAUCUCACAUUGCCAAACGUUAUUACCGGUCUGGCCUUGUUCUACGGUGGCAUUUGUCAAUUACUGGCCGGUAUGUGGGAAUUCAGAACGGGUAACACAUUUGGUGCUACAGCUUUUUCUUCAUACGCUGGUUUUUGGUUAUCAUUUGGCGUUAUCUUGAUUCCCGGCUUCGAUAUCACCGCGCCUUAUUCCGGUCAAGAUUUGGAUCAUGCAUUAGGUAUUUACCUCGCCGGAUGGACCAUCUUCACCUUCAUAUUAUUUUUGGCCACCUUUCGUUCGAACGCCGGAAUGGUAGCCUUGUUUUUCUUUUUAUUGAUCACUUUCCUACUUCUCACUAUCGGUAAAUUUACCCCUGCUGCGACACCCGUAAAUGGUGCCACCAAAGCUGGCGGCAUAUUUGGUAUCAUCACUGCAUUCAUCGCCUGGUAUAACGCUCUUGCUGGUCUUCUUACAAAAGAAUCUUCUUAUUUCACUGUUCCCGUAUUCGAUCUGAGCAACAAGCGCGAAUAA
This is a messenger RNA of Acaulospora colombiana, 633 nucleotides long. The record is from the annotation of a GenBank genome assembly. NCBI's taxonomy places the organism in Eukaryota, Fungi, Glomeromycota, Glomeromycetes, Diversisporales, Acaulosporaceae.